This is a messenger RNA of Penicillium lagena, 1671 nucleotides long. RefSeq names its product CocE/NonD family hydrolase. The record is from RefSeq and is a predicted model, not a curated record. Gene Ontology annotation, molecular function: dipeptidyl-peptidase activity. The transcript has a single exon. Bases 1 to 1671 code for a protein of 556 amino acids. NCBI's taxonomy places the organism in Eukaryota, Fungi, Ascomycota, Eurotiomycetes, Eurotiales, Aspergillaceae.
AUGGCAGGGAAACCUGUAAAGCGCACCUAUGCAGGAGCGACUUUGGACUAUCUCGGAGCACGUUACAUAGGCGUAGGCCCUGAAGCAUGCAGCUACACAACGCAAGCGAUCCAGAUCCCCAUGCAGGACGGCGUCGAGCUGGCUGCCGACUUCUACGCACCAGAAUUACCGAAACACCAAGCACCCGCGGGUCUAAUCAUGGUCCAGUGCUGCUACGGUCGAGGCGCAGGCAUCUCCUUCCUCAACGCCCGUGUCUUCGCAGCUCGAGGCUUCCAGGCCCUCUUUGUUAGCACACGCGGCACGGGUGGCUCCGGAGGCACUUUCGACCCCCACCGCAAUGAACAGUCCGACAGUCAGGAUAUCGUCGUCUGGAUGCGUCAGCAGCCCUGGUAUCCUGGCUCCUUUGCUACCUUGGGCCCCUCGUAUCUCGGUUAUAGUCAGUGGGCGCUUUUCCAUAAUCCGCCUGCCGACUGCGUCGCUGCUGUCAUUGCCGUCGGGCCUCAUGAUCAGGCCUGGCACACAUGGGGCACCGGGUCCUUUCGACUUGAUCGUGCAUCCUGGAGCGAUAUGAUGACGAGGCGUGACGGCGAGCGAGGGAGCUUUCUCUCGCGUCUGUCAAAUAUACCCGGGUUGAGCUUUUUGCGGUCAUCGGAGCUCGAAGAAGCUGUGGCUGGUCUGCCGGUGGAAGCUAGUUUGCAGAAGUACUUUGGCGACAGGGCCCCGUGGCUCUUUGACUAUCUGGAACAUCCGAACGUUGAUGAUGCCUACUGGAAACCACGACGACACCACAUUGCUCUUGACCGUGUGAAGGUUCCUAUCUUGUUGGUCAGUGGUUGGUACGACACCUUCACAUCGCAGACGAUGCACCAGUUCAACCACCUGCACGAUAGAGGUGUCAAUGUAAGCCUCAUCGUGGGUCCCUGGACACAUGUUCAAGCGUCUGGUCUACAUUCUACGCCGGAAAUAGUGGACUUUCUCGCCGAGCACCUGACCAAAACUGGAAAAUACAAUCGCUCUCCAGUUCGCAUCUUUGUCACUGGCUCCAAGGAAUGGCGCUCAAUGCCUACCUGGCCUCCAGCUACCCAGCCAAUGACCCUAUAUCUGCAAGAAAACAGCGUUAUCGGAACGAAGCAGCCUGUGCAGAACGCAAAACCUGCAUCAUUCGUCUUCGACCCUUUGAACCCUACUCCCAGCAUCGGUGGCAACCAGAUGUCUUCCGGCGGACGAGUAGACGACGGUGCCUACGCAGACAGGUCAGACGUCCUAGUCUACACGAGCGAGCCCCUUUCAGAGGAUCUUGAGGUUAUGUCCACUCCAUCCGUUCAUCUGAUACAUGCAAGCGACCCGCCCUUUGCAGACCUGUUCGUGCGGCUUAGCGAGGUCGAUGCUCAGGGCGUGUCCCACAACAUCACUGAGGUGUACCAGGCGCUUGAUCCGUCGCGCGACACGUCCCAGCCACUGCAGCUGAAUCUGCAAGACUGCGCUCAUCGAUUCCGGGUGGGUACGCGUGUGAGACUUAUUGUCGCGGGCGGGUCUUUCCCGAUGUAUGCGAGAAGUCUUGGGACUGCUGAAGAUCGUGUGCGUGGUGAAAAGACGGUUUCUCAAAGGCAUACUGUUACUAUUGCUGGUGGGGUGUCACGACUUGUGUUGCCUAUUAGUGCUGCUGUUUGA